Messenger RNA from Acanthosepion pharaonis, 1218 nucleotides. The record is from the annotation of a GenBank genome assembly. NCBI's taxonomy places the organism in Eukaryota, Metazoa, Mollusca, Cephalopoda, Sepiida, Sepiidae.
AUGGAAACUACAACAAAGGCGACAACACCGAGCACUGAACCAUCGACGACAAAGGCGACAGCACCGAGCACUGAACCAUCGACGACAAAGGCGACAGCACCGAGCACUGAACCAUCGACGACAAAGGCGACAGCACCGAGCACUGAACCAUCGACGACAAAUCAUCCGAAGGUUACGAUGACACCAAACAGAAAACAAGAAGCGGAAAGUGCAGAGAACAUUCCAAUAUCAUACACAUCAAAAACACGGACUCGUAUCUUUCCAACGACUGAGACAACUACUUUACGGACAAAUAAACCCCAAACGACAAUGGCCUCAAAUCCACUUGAAUCUCUAUCGACGAGGGUCGCGUCAGGUCAUCAAGAAAAUAUUGCAACUAAACCGUCAACGAAAAUUAGUUCCACUGUUACAAUAGCAACAGUCAGAAAACAAAAGACGGAAAAUAUUCCAGUAGCAAGUACCCCUGAAUUAAUGAACAAGACCUCUUCAAGGGCCUACACAAGUACGUUAAGGACAGAUAAAGAAAUGCUAAAGUAUACACCUCAAGCCAAAAAUGAAGCUACUCCUUCAAAAUCUGUAGUCGGAGAUAAUUUUUCUGGAAAUAUUGCAGUCGGAAACGUAACCGAAAUUCCACAAAAGGAUUACGCGAGUACGGUUGUUUUUGGUUUUGAUCUUACAACAAUGGGCCCCUCGCGUGCAAAGAUAAUUAUCCAAUUUAUCAGUCACUUGCUUCCACAUAUUGGAUACGACAAAUUCGCUCUUGUAUCAAACGCUCUUUGUACUCCCAAUUUUAAUAUUCCAUUGCAACCGGCUAUAAAUGAGGACCUUUCCAAAUUACUUCCCAGGUUAAACGAAGAGAAACGACAUGUCCUUGUAGACAUCAUACGGCAGAUGAACAAAGAGCUGUUCAAAGAGGCGAAUUUUAAAAACGACAAAAAUCCUAAGCGACAGAUCGGGGUUCUAUUCGUCGAUCCUUCCGUGAGUACGAUUACGUCAGAGGUGUUGCUGGAGGCUGGUGAGAUGAAGAAGAAAGGAUUCGAACUGUUUGUUAUCGCCAUCGGAAACGCCAUCUGGACUGAUCCGGAAAUGUUCGCCGAACUGAGCAGUCAGCCACAUCACGAAUUUAUUAUCUCAGUUCCGACAUACAAUAACCUGCUGCCAAUGGUCAAACAUUUGCCGUUACAUAUCCGGGAGGCGAACAAGAAACAAAUGAAAUAA